AUGGCACCAAGAAAAGGCAACACUUCCGAAGACGAUUCUGUAUCUCUGUCAGUUGUCAAAGAACUACUAGAACUACAAGAGAGGAACUUCAAAUCAUUCCUGGACACGAUUAUGGAGUCAACACACAAGAGAAUGGACAACAUUAUACGGGAAGUUCAAGAGAUUAAGGACAGCCUUCACUUCUCACAAAAGGAAAUCGACGACAACAAACUCAACCUAUAUCGACAUGUACAAAAGGUAGAGGACAUAGAAACAGAAAUAACCCUACUCAAGAAAGACAUCACCGCAAACGACACCAAAGUUGACAACCUUGAAAAUCAAUCGCGAAGAAAUAAUAUAUUGAUUGACGUAGUCCCUGACACCAAGGACGAGACUUGGGACCAGUGUGAGCAGAAAGUAAGGGAUCUACUCAAGGAAAAACUGAAGCUAGAUCCCAAACAGAUAGAAAUAGAAAGAGCGCACAGGAACGGACGUUUUCAGGACGGAGGACGACCGCGCCCAAUCGUAGCGAAACUGCUAAGAUUCAAGGACAAGGACACAAUCAUCAAACGAGCAAAGUAUCUGAAAGGAAGCACUAUCUACAUGAGCGAGGAUUUUUCCGAGAAGGUGAGACAGAAGAGGAAGGAACUGAUCCCGGAAAUGAAAGCUGCACGUGAACGUGGAAACAUCGCGUACCUGAAAUUUGACAUACUUAUUGUCCACCCACCUGGAGAGGGAGGAGCUGAUCGCAGGCGCACUAGAGCCGACUCCAGACACUGA
Branchiostoma floridae (Florida lancelet) is the source of this 759-nucleotide messenger RNA. RefSeq names its product protein unc-13 homolog C-like. Gene Ontology annotation, biological process: retrotransposition. Lineage: Eukaryota; Metazoa; Chordata; Leptocardii; Amphioxiformes; Branchiostomatidae. The transcript has a single exon. Gene Ontology annotation, molecular function: single-stranded RNA binding. Gene Ontology annotation, cellular component: ribonucleoprotein complex. Bases 1 to 759 code for a protein of 252 amino acids. The record is from RefSeq and is a predicted model, not a curated record.